Molecule: messenger RNA, 978 nt
Organism: Adineta ricciae
Lineage: Eukaryota; Metazoa; Rotifera; Eurotatoria; Adinetida; Adinetidae
Source: the annotation of a GenBank genome assembly
AUGGCAACAACGAAAUCAUAUUCUGAUGAAUCCCGCGCAGCGUAUAACAACAACAAUCGUAUUCAUCCUGCGACAAAUGCAAACAUGACAUCGAAUCAAGCAACAAAAAUUCCAAUUAAUAAUGAUUCGAAUCAGUCCGAUGAGAGUGAUUACGAUUUAUGCGGAUGGAUAUUAAUUGUUCUUUCGUAUAUUCUCAUCGGUAUCACCGCUCCAUUCACAAUCUGUUUAUGUAUUAAAGUCGUACAAGAGUAUGAACGAGCCGUGAUUUUUCGUCUCGGUCGAAUUUUACGAGGUGGUGCAAAAGGUCCUGGUCUAUUUUUCAUUCUUCCUUGCGUCGAUACAAUAUACAAAGUUGAUCUACGAACGACAACAUUUAAUGUUCCACCUCAAGAAGUAUUAACACGUGAUUCGGUGACAGUCGCAGUAGAUGCUGUUGUUUACAGUCGUAUCGUUGAUCCAGUUGCUUCUGUAACGCGAGUUAGUAAUGUUCUUCCAGCUACUCAAUUACUUGCACAAACAUCAUUACGAAAUAUGAUCGGAACGAAGACAUUACAAGAGAUUCUAUCAGAUCGAGAAGCAAUUGCUAAUCUAAUGGAAGCUCAAUUAGAUGAAGGAACUGAACCAUGGGGUAUUAAAGUUGAACGUGUUGAAAUUACGGAUGUUCGCUUGCCACAGUCCAUGCAACGAUCAAUGGCAGCAGAAGCGGAAGCUAGCCGAGAAGCACGCGCAAAAGUCAUUGCUGCUGAAGGUGAACAGAAAGCAUCGAGACAGUUGAAAGAAGCUGCUGAUGUCAUCGCAUCGUCACCAAUAGCAUUACAAUUGCGUUAUUUACAAACAUUAACGCAAAUAUCUGCCGAAAAAAAUUCAACGAUCAUUUUUCCCAUUCCUAUUGAACUGAUGAAUCUAGUUAGACAACCAUCGGCACCAACGGCACCAUCAGGACGAUCGAAUAAUAGAUUGUCUGACAUACUCAAUUAA